This is a messenger RNA of Xyrichtys novacula (pearly razorfish), 530 nucleotides long. The record is from the annotation of a GenBank genome assembly. Lineage: Eukaryota; Metazoa; Chordata; Actinopteri; Labriformes; Labridae.
AUGAGUGAACUUGCAGGUAAAAGGUGAAACACUUUAUGUAGUCCAACUAUGCAAGAAAGCUGGGACACUGUUGUGACUGUUAGGCUAUGCCCACUGAAUUCUGUUAGUUUGUGUUGCAAAGUAAACUUCAUAAAUGGUUUAAGGUUAUUGAAUGGAAGGUCCUUUAUUUCACAGAGACUAAUAUCUACCCUCUUUCUUCUUCACCAUCAGCAUGUGGGCCAGAUGAGGUAAUUGCACGUUACCGGAAAGUGUUGAAGGCCUACAAGAAGAAGAAGAGCCUCAUUGCUUCUUGCAAAAUAGUGGGAGUAGAUCGCAACACAAUUACCCUGAAUGCACCAAUUGCAGAGCUUUCCAUUGCUGCACCUGAAAAUUUUGCAGAGCUCAAAGAACAGCAUAGAAGAAAGCACAAGCUUGGUGAUUUUGCCGGGAAAUGUCUAGAUGCCAUCCGUGACAAUCCAGAUAUUGACAGUAAAGUUCAGGCACUUAAGAAAUCAGGGAAACUGUUGCCUGUUGGAAAGGGGAACUUUUGA